AACGAGACAAUAGUAAAGCAUGGCGUUCUCGUAUUGUAAAGUCUUCGGCAAAGAUAAGGUGAUCUUUGCCACCAAAGAGGAUCAUUCAACGCCCAGUACUGUUGAGUUGCCAGCACCAGAACCGCCUCAGGGUCUCAUCACAAAGGAUGGCAACAUUAAUUGGAGCUGCCCAUGCCUGGGUGGCAUGGCUACCGGACCAUGCGGUGUUGACUUUCGAGAAGCUUUCUCCUGUUUUCAUUAUAGCGAAGCGGAACCGAAAGGUUCCGAUUGCUAUGAGGCCUUCCGUAAGAUGCAGGAUUGUUUCCAGCAAUACCCCACUGUUUAUAAUAAGGCCAAUGGUGGAGAUGAUGACGACGAUGCUCUUGGUGAUGUUAUGAGUUCCGAUAGUAGCACCAAUAUCAAAGAUGUCGACGAAUUAACUGGAGGAGCUGGCGCUGCGGCAGCCGCAACAGCAACUGAUACACACACAACAACCACAAAUGCCGUGUCCAAAGUGGAAUAAAAUAAAUCAAUA
This is a messenger RNA of Drosophila arizonae, 514 nucleotides long. Its product is annotated as mitochondrial intermembrane space import and assembly protein 40-B. The record is from RefSeq and is a predicted model, not a curated record. Gene Ontology annotation, cellular component: mitochondrial intermembrane space. Gene Ontology annotation, biological process: protein import into mitochondrial intermembrane space. Gene Ontology annotation, molecular function: protein-disulfide reductase activity. NCBI's taxonomy places the organism in Eukaryota, Metazoa, Arthropoda, Insecta, Diptera, Drosophilidae.